Molecule: messenger RNA, 702 nt
Organism: Branchiostoma belcheri (Belcher's lancelet)
Lineage: Eukaryota; Metazoa; Chordata; Leptocardii; Amphioxiformes; Branchiostomatidae
Product: CUB and sushi domain-containing protein 1-like
Exons: 5
Source: RefSeq, a predicted model, not a curated record
CUUCAGCCCAGGUGACGUCGUGGUGUUCUCCUGUGACGAUGGAUUUGAGUUGAUUGGGGAGAGAAACGCCACCUGUCGAGAGGCGAACAACAGUGGCGCAUACUACUGGUCCAACCCUGCACCAGUCUGUCAGCCUGUAGUUGUCGAUACCUGCCCGGCUCUACCUGACGUAGUGAACGCUGAGAGGACAGGAAACGGAACGGCUGUCGGGGGUGUAGUUUUGUACCAAUGUGAGCCGGGCUUCACCAUGACAGGAGCGUCCAGCCUCACCUGUCUAGCAGGUGUUCCACCCAGCUGGGACAACAGUCCGCCUAACUGUACAGCUACGUGCCCGGUGGAAGAACAACGUGCUGCCGGUUCUGGAGUCAUUUUAAGCCCCGGGUAUCCAGAGCAGUACGGAACCGACCAGGACUGUGUUUGGGUCAUACGUGGGUGUGGAGGACCGGUCACCUUAUCCUUCCGGUCCUUCCAGACGGAGGAUGGGUACGACUUUCUUAAUGUGUAUGACGGUUCACUGGACACCGCAGCUGUAGAGUACAGCGGGCAGCCGGACCUGAAGAACUACACCAGCACCACGUCUGUACUGUACCUGCAGUUUACAAGUGAUGGGAGUGUAACCGACAGCGGCUUCUGGAUCGACUAUAGCUCGGCUUGCUGCAGUGACCCAGGAGCUCCACUCAAUGGCAACAGAGCAGGAGACAG